Paramecium octaurelia is the source of this 1122-nucleotide messenger RNA. The record is from the annotation of a GenBank genome assembly. NCBI's taxonomy places the organism in Eukaryota, Ciliophora, Oligohymenophorea, Peniculida, Parameciidae.
AUGAAAUAAAAUAAAUAUAUCAAAAACAUUCAUUUAAAGUCUAAGGAACUAGUUGAAUAGCAAUUAGAAUAGUAAAAGGUCAAUUAAUCCCAACACUAAUUGUAAGAGUUUGAUUUUGCAGCAAAACCCUAUGUGAAUUUUGAUUUCAUAAAGUUAAAGAGCAUUAAAUCAAUUAAGAUGAGUGAUUCUGGUUCCAGAGGAGUGAUAUUUAUAGAUUCAGAAUAAGGAGCACUCGUUCUUAAGUUAUCAGGUUAAGUGAGUGUGGAACUCUUUCUUAACAAAUUAGCAUAGGCACUUGAUAUUAAAACAACUUAGAUGAAAUGUUUAAAAUGGUGCGACGCAGAGAUGUAAGAUCUGAGAAGCGACAUUUUAUUUGCAGCUUCAACAGAUGAAGUUCUAUCGCAUCGACUUAAACAGAAAUUAAAAGUUGCCUACUUUGAAAUCAUCGAAUAUAUUCCUGGUCUUCAACUCUAUUGCUUUCAAGGAGAAAGGGCGAAAAAGAUAUUUAAUCAAGAAAGGCUUUUCAGUUUAGGGAAAAUAAUUGGAUUUGAUAUAUUUAUUCAUAAUGGAGACAGAUUUCCAUUACCUAUCUGGAGAAGUGUAGGAAAUGCAUAUAAUGUUAUUCUUAAAGUAAUUGAUGAGAAAUAAGAAGACAUGUUUAACAUUCAAAAUGUUAAUCUGAAUUUUGAUUGUAUUUAUUCAAUUGAUCCACAAACAAUCUUGAAACAAUUAGAUUCAAGCAUUUAAGAUAAAAUAUUGAAUGCUUAUAUUGAAAAAGUGUAAAAGUUUCUAUAAGAUCUAUGUGAUGAUAUCAAAAAGAAUGAGUCCAAAUGUUUAGAUGCCUUUUAAGAUUUUAUCUUUGAGCAAACUCAUUACAAAUUAAAUGAAAAUGAACUUUAAAUUGUUAAAAAAGGAAUACUAUAUUAGAUUUAGAAGAUAUCUCAAUUUGGAAUAGAAAAUAUAAUUAAAAUAAAGCAGGACCUCAUUUUGCCUGACUCUUAAGAUUGGAUGGAUUCAUACAAUAAUUGUUUAAAUUAAAUUCACAUAGAAUUUCAUGAAAAAUUGAUCAAACUAUUUAGCCAAAUAAUUGAUGCUAACUCUGAAAUAUUUUAAACUUUAUGA